CCCCCUGCUGGUCACAUGUGCGGUGAACGUGAAAAAUACAUCAAUCUUCACAGUCUGAAUCCUAUGUUUGCAGAGCGGGACAGAAUCUACUGUAACGACUGUGAGUCCAGGAGCGAAUCCGACGGAGAGAAUCCACGAUGGCUGCAGGACGGAAAACGGUACAAAUGUGACCGCUGCCAGGCCAUGUUCUGCUACAACGGGAACCUAGCGAGCCACAAAUCCAUCCACGCAGGGGGAGAGAAACCGUACCGCUGCGGCGUGUGCGGAGCGCAGUUCAACAGACCCGCCAAUCUGAAGACACACUCACGGAUCCACUCGGGAGAAAAACCGUACAAAUGUGAAACCUGCGGCUCGCGCUUCGUCCAGGUGGCUCAUCUGAGGGCUCACGUGCUGAUCCACACCGGAGAGAAACCGUACCCGUGUGACAUCUGCGGCACGCGCUUCCGCCACCUUCAGACGCUGAAGAGUCACUUACGAAUACACACGGGAGAGAAACCUUAUCAUUGUGAGAAUUGUGACCUGCACUUCCGCCACAAGAGUCAGCUGCGUCUUCAUCUGCGACAGAAGCACGGCGCCGUCACCAACACCAAAGUCCAGUACCGCAGAAACAGAACAGACCUGCCCGUCACCUCCUGAAAACACAUCAAGCUCUUCAGAGACAUUUCAGUUCCUUCAGUGAGGAAAUCCAUCAGAAAUACAAACACGCACGGUCUUGCCAAUGAUCGUGUUUACUCAUUGCAUAUCGUUUCUUAAAUACGGAUUAGUUCACCAGCACAUUCUGGUUUAGCCUGCAUGAUUGCAUCAUGAUGCUUUAUGAUUUUACUGUAAAUACUGACUUCCAAGCAUCGUACGUUAAGUUCUUGUCAAUGCAGCCUGGGUCAUAGUCUCUGUAAGGUCUCUAGUAUUUAUUUUUUAUUAAGAAUGCUAUUUCACUCCCUUUUCAGUAAAACUAUGCAUUGUAUGUAAUAUAUGUCAGGGAAAAUUGGUACAAAAAUAAUUAUGCAAUUGCAGUGUGUAUGUUUCGUCCGUGUGGUACAUUUAAAGAAGCUCUUCUUUGACAGUUAUAUUGGAUUUACAUGUAUUUGUACAGCUGUUUUUGGUACUAGAGGGCCAAAGGUCUUUGCAAUUAAAUAUUUCUUAUCAAACAAA
This is a messenger RNA of Puntigrus tetrazona (Sumatra barb), 1149 nucleotides long. RefSeq names its product B-cell lymphoma 6 protein-like. The transcript is spliced from 4 exons. Gene Ontology annotation, biological process: regulation of transcription by RNA polymerase II. The record is from RefSeq and is a predicted model, not a curated record. Gene Ontology annotation, molecular function: DNA-binding transcription factor activity, RNA polymerase II-specific; RNA polymerase II cis-regulatory region sequence-specific DNA binding. Bases 16 to 636 code for a protein of 206 amino acids. NCBI's taxonomy places the organism in Eukaryota, Metazoa, Chordata, Actinopteri, Cypriniformes, Cyprinidae.